AUGUCCGCUCCACAAGGGGACUACCCUCCCCAGGAAGGGUAUGCCCAGCCGGCUUAUGGCUCUCCGGAUCCCGCACAGUCACCCGUCCCCCCGCAAGGAGCGCCCCCAGCUCAGGCCGGCAAGAAGAAGAGAGCGUACGCUGGUGAGGCAUUCGAGUUUGGAUCUGGUGCCAAUGCUGCGCUCGGGGGACAACCCACCGCGGGCGGUGCCUAUGGCGCAUACCCUCAACAAGCGCAGCCUGUCGGAUAUCAGCAACCAGCACCAGCAUACGGAGGAGCUGACCCCAGCCAGAUGCAGCAGGCCCCGCCAGCACCAGCAUAUGGCCACCAGGCGUCUGGUAGCAUUUCGGGCAUGACCCAGCAAUUUGGCGCAAUGGGAAUGUCGGAGCCGCACCAUGUUCUUCCUCCUCAGCAGCAACAGCCCGCCGCUGCGGCUCAGCGCCCAGUUCAACUAAACACCCUCUACCCGACAGAUCUCAUUUCGCAGCCAUUCAAUGUCGCCGAGUUGGACUACCCUCCUCCUCCUAUUCUCUUGCCCCCGGGUACCAGUGUUUUCCCCUCCCCCGAAGCCAAUUGCCCGACUAAAUACAUGCGCUCUACCCUGAAUGCGGUCCCAACCACCAAUUCUUUGCUCAAGAAAUCAAAGCUCCCGUUCGCCCUAGUAAUUCAGCCAUACGCUUCGUUGCACGACGCCGAGGACCCUAUCCCUGUGAUAAGCGACCAAGUUAUUUCCCGAUGCCGCCGCUGUCGGUCUUAUAUCAACCCUUUCGUUACAUUCCUCGACCACGGCCACCGCUGGCGUUGUAACAUGUGCAAUUUGACCAACGAUGUGCCCCAGGCAUUCGAUUGGGAUUCGACUCUGCAAAAGCCGGCUGAUCGGUCAUUGCGCUCGGAUCUGAACCACAGUAUGGAGUACAUGGUUCGCCCGCCGCAGCCCCUCGUCUACACUUUCUUGAUCGAUGUGAGCUAUGCAUCCGUCACUAGCGGUCUCUUGGCUACUACUGCUCGUACGAUCAAGGAAAGCCUUGAUCGCAUCCCUAAUGCGGACCGACGGACUAGAUUGGGCUUUAUUGCGGUGGACUCCAGCUUGCACUUCUUCAGUAUUCCCCGCGAUAACUCUGGAAGCUCUGAGCCUAGGAUGCUUGUGAUUAGCGACCUUGAUGAGCCUUUCCUGCCUACUCCCAAUGACCUCCUGGUGACCUUGAGCGAAAGUCGGGAGAACAUUGAGAUCUUCCUUGACAAAUUGCAGGAUAUGUACCAGGAUACCCAGAACAGUGGCUGCGCCAUGGGAUCGGCUCUCCAGGCUGGUUAUAAGUUGAUUUCUCCCGUCGGUGGAAAGAUGACCGUCCUCAGUGCGACACUACCCAACCUUGGAACGGGUGCUCUGACUAUGCGUGAGGAUAAGAAGGUUUUGGGCACAAGCAAGGAAUCAAGCCUUUUGCAAACCGCCAGCGCUUUCUACAAGAGCUUCGCCGUGGAGUGCUCUAAGGCCCAGGUGUCUGUGGACAUGUUCCUCUUCUCAUCCCAGUACCAAGACGUGGCAUCUCUCAGUUGUUUGCCAAGGUACACUGGAGGUCAAACUUACUUCGAACCUGGGUGGUCAGCGACUCGCCCGGAGGAUGCAAUGAAGUUCGCACGCCAGUUUUCCGACUACCUUUCAUCUGAAAUCGGUCUGGAGGCUGUUCUCCGUGUUCGUGCUACCACAGGUCUGCGGAUGAACACUUUCUACGGAAAUUUCUUCAACCGAAGCUCUGAUCUGUGCGCCUUCCCUGCUUUCCCUCGCGACCAAGCAUACGUCGUCGAGGUGGCGAUCGACGAGACCGUCACCAAACCUGUCGUCUGUCUGCAAGCUGCCGUCCUCCACACUACUUGUAACGGCGAGCGCAGGAUCAGAGUCCUUACUCUUGCUUUGCCAAGCACUAACAACCUUGCCGACAUCUAUGCUUCUGCCGACCAGCAGGCCGUGGCCACCUUCUUCAGCCACAAGGCCGUUGAGCGUGUCCUGAGUAGCGGUCUCGAGCCAGCUCGCGAGGCCUUGCAAGCGAAGAUGAUCGAGCUCUUGACAACUUAUCGCAAGGAGCUUGCUGGCGGCAGCGUCAGCGGCGGUGGUCUCCAAUUCCCAGCCAACCUGCGUGGCUUGCCUGUCCUGUUUCUGGCGUUGAUCAAAAACCUUGGACUUCGCAAGUCUGCCCAAAUCCCCACCGAUAUGCGGUCCGCCUCUUUGUGCCUUCUGUCUACGCUACCCCUCCCAUUGCUCAUCCAAUACAUUUACCCCAAGCUUUACUCGCUGCAUGACAUGCCUGACAACGCCGGUUUCCCGGACCCGCAAACUGGCGAGAUUGUCUUGCCGCCGGCCACCAACCUGUCCUCUGGUCGUCUGGUUUCGUACGGUCUCUACUUGAUUGACGACGGACAAACCCAGUUCCUGUGGGUCGGUCACCAGGCGGUCCCGCAGCUGAUCGAGGAUGUCUUUGGCGUGCCGGACAAGAGCCAACUGCGGGUGGGUAAAUCCACGCUCCCGGAGGUGGAGAAUGAGUACAACCAACGGGUACGGGCCGUGAUUGAGAAGAGCCGUGACCACAAAUCCAAGGGUGCCGGGUCCAUCAUCGUCCCCCAUCUGUAUGUGGUGCGUGAGGACGGUGAACCGGGACUGCGUCUCUGGGCCCAGACGAUGUUGGUGGAGGACCGCGCCGACCAGAGUGUCAGCCUGGAGCAGUGGAUGACGACACUGCGGGAGAAGGUAUGA
Messenger RNA from Penicillium waksmanii, 2745 nucleotides. RefSeq names its product COPII subunit SEC24. Gene Ontology annotation, cellular component: endoplasmic reticulum exit site; COPII vesicle coat. The transcript is spliced from 4 exons. Lineage: Eukaryota; Fungi; Ascomycota; Eurotiomycetes; Eurotiales; Aspergillaceae. Bases 1 to 2745 code for a protein of 914 amino acids. Gene Ontology annotation, biological process: COPII-coated vesicle cargo loading; intracellular protein transport; endoplasmic reticulum to Golgi vesicle-mediated transport. The record is from RefSeq and is a predicted model, not a curated record. Gene Ontology annotation, molecular function: SNARE binding; zinc ion binding.